AUGUCCGAACGCGUUCCAACUGAGUAUGAACCUCAGGAACAAAACCUGAUCGCACCACAGGCUCACCGCGCCGGUGUCAUAAAGGUUGAAUCGGCGACGAUGGCCUCCGGAGACCACGGCGACAUGGCCCAGGCGCCAUCGUACCCGUCCCCGAACGCGACCCAAGUCGGCCAGAACGCCGCGUCUUACUACACCAACCAACGCCAAUUGACUGCAGACGAGCUACAUCUCACCGCGGAAUUGUCUCGCGAGGUAUCGUCGACAAACAUAAAUGAAAAUCCUGCCAAUGGUAUUGGGCAGCCUCAGCCAAUGGUGCUAGGGUCACCAAACCCCAAUCCUUCCGCCGUCAACCGCGGCGAUUCCGCGGACCAGCAAACCCAGCACCAACAGCACCUGGUCCAGUUCACCCCCAGUCAACAGACUGGAGUCGAUCCGAACCACGAUCUCAGCUAUGGCGAUCAAAGCGCAAGGCGAAAGCGCACCAAGGUCUCUCGCGCCUGCGAUGAAUGCCGACGUAAGAAAGUCCGGUGUGAUGCCACAUCAGAAGCUGGUGUAGAUAUGUGCUCAAACUGUCGCCGAACAAACUCAACUUGUGAGUUCAGUAGGGUGCCGAUGAAAAGAGGUCCAAGUAAAGGGUACAUCAAAGAACUGGCUGACCGCAUCAACACUCUGGAGAGCCAGAUGCAACCCGGCAUCGGUAGCCAGCCUGAUGUACAUUAUCAGGCUCUAAAUGAAGAAGGAUCGCCAACUGUGCGGGGUUAUCAGGAGUUCUCUCCAACCGUGGAUAGUAAUCUUCUUCCGAGGAAGCGUACCUAUUCUAUGACAGAGGCUGUCCCUACUAUGAUGGGCUUGCCGGUGAAUCAGGGACCACGUCAGCCAUCGGUUGGUGGCUGGCCAGCGCAGCCACAAGGUAAGGACGUGCAUCCUGAUGCCAUCGCGGGCCUAGAAGUAUAUGCCCCCCACAACGGAGCUGCUAGGGUUGCACAACCCUUCUGGGCUCAUGGACAGGUUGCAACAGGCCUUGAGCCUGCGGAGGAGGUGACACCUAUUGAAAUAGACGAAAAAGUUCUUGAUGCUUAUUACAAUCACAUCCACCCAAUCUUUCCUAUACUACCAGCUUCCAGAGAUCGGCUUCGUAGUCGUCUCCGCCAGUCGAGCCGUCAGAUCCAAGAAGUUUUUCUUCACUCGUUGCUUGCUGUUACUGGAGCAGGCUCUUUCCGUGCUACAAACCAGUUCCAAGAGAUCCCGUCCUUUGAGAAGGCCCAGGACCGAUUGUACGAAUGGUUCCGGGGUGAUCCUUCCUCGCGUCCACUAGCCGCAAACUUUGUCCUUCUUCAUAGCAUCAUCCUCAUGAUCCUGGAAGCGGACCAACGUGGCCGACUGAACUUCCGUGGACAGAGCGGUAUCCCAAAGGGGACACUCGUGGAAGGGGCCGUUUCUCUCGGCUACUAUAUCGCCAAACCGCUGGGCCAGCUGGAUAUCAGCAACCAAGAGGACAAGGAUCUGGACUCGGAUGGCAACCUGGCUAGGCGCAACUGGAUCGUAAUCGGCAUAUUAGCUCGCUGGCAUAUGUUAAGCGCUGCUGGCCCUGAUUUUUUUGGUAACCAUGAAAUUGCGACACCCGAAGACAACAAUAUUGUUAAUCUGACAACGAUGCAGCUUGCCCGAUAUUCGACCCUUUUCGCCGAGCUCUACGAAACAUUCUCUGAAUCAUUUAAUAACCCCACUUGCGGUCUUUCUCGCGCGCUGAAGAGAGUCUUGACUGGCCAACUUACUCGGAUCAGGGAUAUUGAGCGCCUCGAUUUGGCCAACACUGACCCAUCCAUUGUCAAUACUCUCGAAAAUUUCUCUCCACUGAUCUAUUGGAGCAUUCAUCUACUUCUCAAGCGCCAUCUCUACGUCUACGUUCCCGCGGAGUUGAUCUAUCCAUCACAGGUGAUUGUUGAAAUCAUGAAGAAGCAGGCUGAGAACUCAACACCGAUAUCGUCACCAUUUCACUUCCAUUUCCUUGCCCUUGCCGUCAUCACUCUUUUGGAGCUCACGGAUAUACCUGAGCUUGUAAGUGACGUUCAAGAGAUUCUCGAGAAGGCACUGGGUGUAAUUUCCCUCCGUGAGAAGCAUGCCGCCACCGCAGGUGAAUUUGAGAAAAUAUUUGCGACCCAGAACUGGGAAAACACGAUCCAACUUUUCAUUGAAGCCAGAAUGAACCAAUUGCGACAACGGGCUGAAAAUCAACAGUCUACUGGCUCUCACCUGCCCCUCGGCGCAACAGAACAGCGCUCUCUGCAACACCUUGCUGAUAUGGCCGUUGGCGCUGGCGGUAAGCCUGGACUUGCUGGUUCACCUCCUGCGACAUCAGCAGGGAAUAUUCCACCUGAAAACAAAGAGGGGUCGCUGAGCACUGCACCGGCCCUUGAAGAACAAAAAGCUGAUUACCCGGUCUUUAUUGAUUUCACGGAAUUGACCAAGAAGGGCUACUUAAAUGUCUUGGCAGGAAUUUCUGCUUAAGUCCCCCGCAGCUUAGCGGAUACCAAAACCGGUUUCUUUUUUGCUCCUUCGUGAUAUGUCCUCAAAACUGUUAAUUUCCGAAAGCAGCAGCUUUUCUUCUCGUCGCGAGAAUACAGAUCUGCAGCAAACAGAAUGAGGAAUUGCGUAUUUAAGGAUGUUUAGCAGGGCGUUGUUUUUCAUUGGGAAAAGGAGCAGAGCAAUGGGUUCAUGGCAAUGGAAUAUUAGCCUGACUGGUGUUUGGAAGAGGAGGAUAUUUUGCAUCUUGUUUUACGUUGUUGCUAUUAUCAGCCGUUAUUCAGGAAGGCGUUGCAUUUCGGAACGUUUCAUUCCCGCCAGUCGAUCUUUUAUGUAUGUAUAGUACACCGCAAAAUUGACAAUUGUCCUUUUGGUUCCGUUA
Molecule: messenger RNA, 2905 nt
Organism: Coccidioides immitis RS
Lineage: Eukaryota; Fungi; Ascomycota; Eurotiomycetes; Onygenales; Onygenaceae
Product: C6 zinc finger domain-containing protein
Exons: 5
Coding region: 1-2508 (835 amino acids)
Cellular component (GO): nucleus
Molecular function (GO): DNA-binding transcription factor activity, RNA polymerase II-specific; zinc ion binding
Source: RefSeq, a predicted model, not a curated record